Messenger RNA from Syngnathus typhle (broad-nosed pipefish), 1062 nucleotides. RefSeq names its product APEX nuclease (multifunctional DNA repair enzyme) 1 (gene apex1). Gene Ontology annotation, biological process: base-excision repair. Lineage: Eukaryota; Metazoa; Chordata; Actinopteri; Syngnathiformes; Syngnathidae. Gene Ontology annotation, cellular component: nucleus. Gene Ontology annotation, molecular function: double-stranded DNA 3'-5' DNA exonuclease activity; endonuclease activity; phosphoric diester hydrolase activity. The transcript is spliced from 4 exons. The record is from RefSeq and is a predicted model, not a curated record. Bases 69 to 1004 code for a protein of 311 amino acids.
UCCUGCUACGGCGUGUGUGUGUUGCGGGUCUGCAAAGUGUGUUUUCUACCGUUCGAGCGAGUUCAAGCAUGAAGCGAGGAAAGAAGGCAGAGGAGGCGACAGCAGAAGGCGACAAUGAAGCUCCGUCUGAAAGUACCCCAAAGAAAGCAAAGAAAACUAAAGAACCAGAAACCCCCAUACUGUAUGAAGACCCUCCGGAUAAAAUGACCAGUAAAGACGACCGGGAGGCCAACAUGAAGAUCACCUCCUGGAACGUGGAUGGACUGAGAGCUUGGGUGAAGAAGAACGGUCUGGAUUGGGUACGGGAAGAGGAUCCAGACGUUCUGUGCCUGCAGGAGACCAAGUGUUCCGAAAAAGAUCUGCCGGCUGACAUCACGUCCAUGCCCGAGUACCCUCACAAGUACUGGUGCGUGUCGGACGACAAGGGGGGCUACAGCGGCGUGGCCAUGCUGUGCAAAACGGAGCCCACCAAAGUGACGUAUGGCAUCGGUAAGGAGGAACACGACAAGGAAGGCCGGGUCAUCACAGCCGAGUUCCCCACUUUCUACCUGGUGACGGCCUACGUGCCCAACUCCGGUCGAGGCCUGGUGCGCUUAGACUACCGGAAGACCUGGGACGAGGACUUCCGCAACUACUUAAGCGAGCUGGACAUGCAGAAGCCGCUGGUGCUAUGCGGCGACCUCAACGUGGCCCACCAGGAGAUCGACUUGAAGAACCCGAAGGGGAACAAGAAAAACGCAGGCUUUACCCCAGAGGAGCGCGAAGGCUUCGGCCAACUGCUGGAAGCCGGUUUCGUCGACAGCUUCCGCGAGCUCUAUCCCGAGCAGGCCAACGCGUACACCUUCUGGACCUACAUGAUGAAUUCCAGGUCAAAGAAUGUGGGCUGGAGGCUCGAUUAUUUUGUGCUGUCGUCCUCGUUGGCGCCCGCUUUGUGCGACAGCAAGAUCCGCAACAAAGCUAUGGGGAGUGACCACUGCCCAAUUACACUGCAUAUCGUUGUGUAGCUCACAAAUGCUCUUCUGGCUGUUUGUCAGCCAAAUAAAACUCCAAGCUUAAAAAAUA